AUGGCUUCCUUAGAGAGGGAGGAUGGAGAAGAGUUGCCCCAGGACGGCACCUGUGAUGCCUGCGAGCCCGACGAAGCCCAGGGCGCCGUGCAGGUCUGCCAGGACUGCGCCUUCUCCUUUUGCCAACUUCACGCAGAGGAGCACGGCCGGAAGUACAGGACCCACCGGAUGACUGACUUUGUCGGCCCAGUGGGGCAGACCCCGGCAGGCAGCCGAGAAGCGUCAGGGGAAGACCCCAGAGAAGAAGAGGCGCGCAAGCUGGAGCGGAAGAAGUGCAAAGAGCACGGGGAGGACCUUAGCUUGUAUUGCAGAGAGCAUGAGAAGAUCAUCUGUGUGUUGUGUGCCGUGUCUGGCUCUCAUCAGAAGCAUGAUAUCAUCACUCUGAAUGAUGCCUAUGAAGCCAUGAGGAACAGAGAUCGUGUUGACCUUAAGGUGGCCAUGCUAGAGAUGGUGGAAAGAUUGAAGUUCAAGUGUGCAGAUCCCAAAGUGACUCAGGGUGACAUGAAGUUGUGCAUACAGCAAGAAUUUGAAAAGGUACGUCGCCUGGUUUGUGAAGAGGAAGAGAAAGCUCUUCACCUGGUGGAUCUUCAGGAAGCCUUGGCCACUGCUCACACAACAGAGGUUCUGGCAGAAAUUGAUGUCCGCAUGGAAAAGCUGAUGACAGAAAUGGCAGAGCUCACAAGACAGCUGAACACCUUUAAUGAACUAGCCCUGCUCAAGCCUGAGAGCACAGAUGAAGAAUCCAGGGCCGACAGCUUUCCUCUGCCUUCACCAAAUCCUUCCCGAAGGGACAGACGAUACAGUGAUGGGGAUCUGCCACCUGACAAUGGGCCCUGUUGACUCAGCAAGGAAAGUUUAGCUACC
Molecule: messenger RNA, 864 nt
Organism: Euleptes europaea (tarantolino)
Lineage: Eukaryota; Metazoa; Chordata; Lepidosauria; Squamata; Sphaerodactylidae
Gene: TRIM44
Product: tripartite motif containing 44
Exons: 5
Coding region: 1-840 (279 amino acids)
Molecular function (GO): zinc ion binding
Source: RefSeq, a predicted model, not a curated record